Molecule: messenger RNA, 2656 nt
Organism: Cheilinus undulatus (humphead wrasse)
Lineage: Eukaryota; Metazoa; Chordata; Actinopteri; Labriformes; Labridae
Product: hepatoma-derived growth factor-like
Exons: 6
Coding region: 385-1056 (223 amino acids)
Biological process (GO): regulation of transcription by RNA polymerase II
Cellular component (GO): nucleus
Molecular function (GO): transcription coregulator activity; double-stranded DNA binding
Source: RefSeq, a predicted model, not a curated record
UUACCAGUACUGGGGGCGCGUCUGUAAAGUGGGAAGCGGGUUUCAGUUUCAAACCCAAACAGUGCUAGGGAAGAGCAAGCGGUAUAUGAGAUAACGUUAAAUUCAUAUCGUCAAAGCAUAUAUUUGUAAUAUUUUAACGUCAUACAAACGUUACGCCGCUGUGUCGUUAUUAUAGCUAAAGCUACUGUUCACAGAUUCCGUGGAAAAGUCAGCCGCGGCGUCUUCGCUCCAGUUUUCCGCGCCUGGUUAAUUUGGAUGACAAACCGAAGCCUGGAUUAUUUGCUGCAGGUGUUGACCAUUCGAGAUACUGUACCAGACUGGGAAACUGCGACUCUGCUUUAAUUUAACAUAUUCCCGAUAUAACAAGCCAUUUCUGCAAGAAACAUGCCGAGGUCCAACAGGCAAAGAGAGUACAAACCCGGAGAUCUUGUAUUCGCUAAAAUGAAGGGGUAUCCACACUGGCCUGCGAGGAUUGAUGAGCUACCUGAAGGAGCCGUGAAGUCUCCCUCAAACAAGUACCAGGUUUUCUUUUUUGGAACACAUGAGACGGCAUUCCUUGGAGCCAAAGAUUUGUUACCAUAUGAUGAAAAUAAGGAGAAGCUUGGAAAACCAAACAAGAGGAAAGGCUUCACUGAGGGACUCUGGGAGAUUGAGAACAACCCCACUGUCACGCAUGAAGGCUACGAGUCGUCAAAGAAGGAGAAUGCAUCAGAAGGAGCAGGGGACACCGGUGGUUCAGAGAAGCCUGAAGCUGAAGGCAGCAGUGAUGAGGAUGAAGGAGCCUUGGUCAUUGACGAGAAGAAUGAGAAGGGAGGAACUAAGCGAAAAGCAGAGGAGUCCACAGAGGCUUCUCCCAAACGACCGAAGGAUACAGAGGCAGGGGGCGACCCUAAAGUAGACGACAACAAGUCGAACGCAGAGGCAAAGCUGAAUGAUGUGGCUGCACCUAAGUUGACGGCUCCCUCCUCUCAGAGCGAGUCAAAAGCAGAGAACCAGGAAAAUGCUGCAGCAGGAGGCCAGCUCACAGCAGAGAAGCCAGUGACAGACAGCGCUUAACGUCAAAACCCUCAGAAGGAAACAGAGAAACUUCUACGCUUUUCUCUGGAAUUUGAGCAUCAACAAGAUUACCUGUAGGGUGCCAGAUUUCAGCUCUUUAAUUAAUAGGAGAAAAAAAGUGUUUAUAUCAAGACAUAAAAAAAUCCUUAUUUGCCAGUUUUGGGAUAUCAUAUAUCCCAGAAAUAAAGAAAAAGUUUGCUAAUCUGAUUUCAAACAACUGAAAUGAGCACUUUAAGGCUCGUUUAUAAAUGGGAUUUUGGUGUGUAUAUAUUUUUUAUUUCUAAGUGCAAUUACAUAAUUACAAAGACUGAAUGCUAGGUGUCAAAUAAAAACAUUUUUCAGUUUCGAGGGAAAUAAACACGGGCUAUAUGACAAAUAAUAAAAGUGGAAAACAUUUUAACCACAAAAAAGCUCCCAUUUGAAGGUUUUAAAACUUAGAUAUUGUACAGGAAUAAGAGGAAAUUGUCACACAUGCUCUCAGCUUUAGUUCCAGCAUAAGAAUAAUCACUUCCAUCUGUUUAGUGUCUAGCUUUGCAGCUUUGUUUUAAGCAUAUAUUCAGUCAGCGCAUUCAUGAUGGGUUGCACCUUAAGAAAUAAUUUUUUCUUGCUUGACUCAUCAUGUCCAGUUCUUGGUAUUUUUUUUUUUUUUUGCAAUGCAGGUUUUAUUGCUCUGUUGUGGUUUGUGCUUCAAGCAGGUGACCAAAUUAUGUGCUUGAUUAAACCAAAUUGAAAAUACAGCGCCCAUUUAAGAACUAUUUUAGAAUUUAAUCAGUAACUGUUAACUUUAUUGAAAGCUGAAAGACAUUCCUGAAUGUUGCUCUCUUGACAUUUUAAAGUCAAGCUGGAGCUGUGCCGUCUGUUGGUGGCAAGAGUAACCCCUCACUUCUUUUUCUGGAUAAAUUCUGGCAAAUAUUUAAGAAAUCCAAUAACUCAUUUCAGUUUCAUGUUGUGAUUUGUUUAGCUCGCAUGAAUGCUGCCAUUGCUUCAAACUGGAUAUGUAAUAGUGAAGAUUUGCAUUCAGUAAUUGAUUGUACCAAAUAUUUUUUCAGCUUUGACAAUGCCAAUUUAUCUACCACAAAUUAAGAAACGACAGAGUGAAUCACCUUUAAAGUUUUUGGUUUUUUUGUUUCCAAGUCCUCCUAACUGGAAAAUAAGGCUGUUUACUUUAAUGCUCUGAUUAUCAUUUGGCUGUUAAAGUUUUGAUGUUUUACCAGUGUGUUUCAUUUCAACAUUUGUUUCAAAAAUGGUCAAAAAGUGUUAUUUUUCACUAAAUAUUAAAGGUUAUUGGUUUUCUAAUUGCUCACCCUGCUCAUCAUGUUACUUGGAUGUCAUUCAGUGUACAUUUGUGUAUUUGGCUUAGUGUUCCCACAUUGAAUGAAAUAUUGAACUUUAAAAAAUCUUUUAAGAGGAGAUAUGACUCAUGACUGCUACUAAAUUGUCAAAGUGGCCCAGUAAAAUCUAGAGUUUAAUUACUAAAGGGUAUCAUUUGGCAUAAAAGUGUAAGUCUUGGUUUCUUUUAGAAGCUGUCAUUUAUCUUAAUCUGCUGCUUAGUUCACUGUUGUAGUUGCCAGUCCAUUUAAUAAACUUGUCAAUUACAAAU